This is a messenger RNA of Podarcis lilfordi (Lilford's wall lizard), 12127 nucleotides long. NCBI's taxonomy places the organism in Eukaryota, Metazoa, Chordata, Lepidosauria, Squamata, Lacertidae. The record is from the annotation of a GenBank genome assembly.
GGAUUCAGUUGACACAGUGCACAUGUCGGACUUCCGUGAAGCAUUGAAAACGAUCCAGCCGUCCUCUGUUCGAAGUGGAGUUGGGCUGGCAGACUUCAGGCCUGUCGCCUGGGAUCAAAUUGGUGGCCUUGAAGAUGUGAAACUCAAGUUAAAACAGGUAGCGUUACAGAGACGAAUUUCAAGGGUGGCUAUACUUUCACAGGUCUUGGAUUCUGCAAUUAUUACUUUAUUUAUCACAUUUCCAGCUCUCUCCCCUCAUGGAGCUUGGGGAGAUGUUUAUAGCACUACUGAUGUAGAGACAAAAUAACAUGUAAGAUUGUAGCCAGAUUUAGAUGACCGCUUAAAACAGGAAUCAGGAAACAGUGGCCCUCCAAGAGGUUGCUCAAUCCUGACCAUUGUUGAUACUGGUAGGGGCUGGUGGGAGUUUGAAUCUACCAGUAUCCAGAGGUUCCUUGUGCUUAUUUAGAGGGUUCAAAAUGCUUUGUUAGUUUUGUGAGAAUUAUUCCUCUACAAUGACAGAGGAAAUGGGGCAGAGGGGAACUUUCCUUUGCAAGCUGGUUUACUGCCUUCAGACCAUAACCUUGGACCAGACUAGAAAUGUCAGAAGGAGCAACUAUUAUUAUUAUUAUUAUUAUUAUUAUUAUUAAUUAAUUUUUUGUAUAUUGUCCUAUACGCACAGGUCUAAGGGUGGUUACAACAUAAAACUGCAAUAUAAAAACACAAAAUGCGUAAUAAAAACAAAAACAACCCAAUUAACACCCCUCAACACAUUUUAAAAGGGCAUCGGAUAUCAAUCAGCCAAAGGCCUGGUUAAAGAGGAACGUUUUUACCUGGCGCCUAAAGGUGUAUAAUGAAGGCACCAGGCAAACUUCGCUGGGGAGAGCAUUCCACAGACGGGAAGCCACUGCAGAGAAGGCCCCUACGCUCAGUGCAGUUGAGUGUAGAAUGCAGAGAAAGUUGUCAGCUCAAAGUCUUAAAGGAAACUCAAAACCAGGAAUGAUGUUUGUUUAGCAGAAAGCUAUUUCUCUCUGGAUAAUUUAUUAUUUAUACCCCUCCCAUCUGGCUGGGUUCCCCAGCCCCUCUGAGCAGCUCCCAACAGAAUAUUAAAAACACAAUAAAACAGCAAAUAUUAAAAACUUCCCAAAACAGGGCUGCCUUCAGAUGUCUUCUAAAAAAGUCAGAUCGUUGUUUAUUUCCUUGACAUCUGAUGGGAGGGCAUUCAAGGUGGGCGCCACUACCGAAAAGGCCCUCUGCCUGAUUCCCUGUAACCUCACUUCUCGCAGGGAGGGAACCACCAGAAGGCCCUCGGAGCUGGACCUCAGUGUCCAAGCUAGACAAUCGGGGUGGAGACACUCCUUCAGGUGUAAUAAUAAUUUAUUAUUUCUACUCGGCCCAUCUGGCUGGGUUUCCCGUCUCAGCUGAGCUGAGGACAUUUAGGGCUUUAAAGGUCAGCAUCAACACUUUGAAUUGUGCUCAGAAACGUACUGGGAGCCAAUGCAGGUCUUUCAGGACUGAUGUUAUACUGUCUUGGCGGCCGCUCCCAGUCACCAGUCUAGCUGCCGCAUUCUGGAUUAAUUGCAGUUUCUGGGUCACCUUCAAAGGUAGCCCCACAUAGAGUGCACUGCAGUAGUCCAAGCGGGAGAUAACCAGAGCUCUGGCGAGACAGUCUGUGGGCAGCUGGGUCUCAGCCUGCGUACCAGGUGGAGCUGGUAGACAGCUGCCCUGGACACAGAAUUAACCUGCGCCUCCAUGGACAGCUGUGAGUCCAAAAUGACUCCCAGGCUGCGCACCUGAUCCUUCAGGGGCACAGUUACCCCAUUCAGUGUUGCCUUGUAUGAUCUAAUGUUAUAAGGAAUUAAUGGAAGUUUCUAUGGCUUUUUUGUAUUUGCAGAGCAUUGAAUGGCCUAUAAAAUUCCCAGAAGCUUUUGUGAGAAUGGGGCUUGCCCGCCCAAAGGGCAUCCUUUUGUACGGACCGUCAGGUUGCGCCAAAACUACGCUUGUAAAAGCAGCAGCCACAAGCUGUCACUGUUCCUUUCUGUCUGUGAGCGGUGCCGACCUUUUCUCGCCUUACGUUGGAGAUUCGGAGAAGAUUUUGUCUCAGGUUUGUUUUUUAUUUUCCUCGUAAUCUACAGUCCUUGGGUGAAAAUAGACCACAUUAAAUAAAGAUCAGGUUCAGACCUAGCCAUCCUGCUUUAGUAACCCAUAGCUAGAUUCUAGUUUUAUAUUGUGGCUGAUAGACUGAGAUUAAACUUUGGUUUCCUGGUUUGGGUACAAGAAGAAAUCGUGGUUUCAGAAAUGAUUUAAGUUUUCUGUUACAGUGUGCUAGAGAAGGCAGGAAAGAGUGCGCAGGCACAGAACUCAUUUUAUUAUGCCGACUUUAUUGCAUCUGAGGUGACAGUAUGUCCACAGAAUAAGAUAAUUUAAGAAAACAGUUAAACAGAAAAACCAGGGAGAGGGCCUUCUCGGUAGUGGCGCCCACCAUGUGGAACGCCCUCCCAUCAGAUUUCAAGGAAAUAAACAACUGUCUGAAUUUUAGAAGAUACCUGAAGGCAGCCCUGUUUAGGGAAGUUUUAAAUGUUUUAUCUUUUAUCACUAGUAAUAAUAAUAAUAAUAAUAAUAUUCUGUUGGGAGCCGCCCAGAGUGACUUGGGAAACCCAGCUGGAUGGGUGGGGUAUAUAUAAUAUAUUAUCAUUAUUAUUACGUCCACACUUUCAUUAUUAAGGGCUACCGUCUCACUCUGUAUACAUCGUAACUUCAGACAAGCCAUGCUAAUUGAAGUACCUUUCAACUUGAUGCUAAAUUUUUGGAUUGAGCCUUUUUCACAGAUUUCCAUUUAUCUCUCGGUGUGGCAGGGCUGACUUUUUAUGCCUUUAAUCACCUUCCAAACAACCACCUCAAGGCGAUUUGCACGUAAGAGAAUUAAAAACAGUUGAACAUAAACAGAUAAACACAUUAGCAGGAUUGCUGUAAUAACCUGCAGUCUUAUAAGAGUAUAUAUUUACAGUAGGUAAUUAAAUGAGCAAGUCAAAUGAAUUUGGAUAUGCAGAAGAUAUUAAAAAAUAAAUUUAAGGAACCGCAGAAAGAGGGGGAAGGAAGUCGAAUUUUGAAACCUGAAAUUGAUUGUAAAACUAAUGAAAUGUAUAAAUUUGUAAAGAAUAAAUAAAAAGCUAAGUAAAUAAAUAAAACCAUAACAAAAUAGACACUCAUGGUAAAUACCUAUUUAUCCAGCAGGUAAAGCCUGUCAGAAAUAUAAAUUCUUCAGUUGUUUUGUGAAAGUGCAGAUUGUGGUUGCCUGUCGAAGGUCAACAGAAACACAGAACAGAGACAGCCACACCAAAAGCACUGCUUUGAGUUACUGCAGAGCAAGCUUCUGAGAUCUUUAUAUCAUGCAAAAGAAGCUCUCCUACAAAUCAGAGUGAUCUGCUGGGUCUGUAGUUGGCUUCAGCAAGUAUAGUGCUAUCUUGGUUCUCAAACUUAAUCCGUUCUGGAAGUCCGUUCCGAAACCAAAGCGUUCCAAAACCAAAGCACACUUUCCCAUAGAAUGUAAUGCAAAAUGGAUUAAUCCGUUCCUGACUAAAACAGAAAUUUAACAUGAAUUUUACUAUCUAACAAGACCAUUGAGCCAUAAAACGAAAGCAAUAAACAAUGUACUGCAGUCACACAAUCAAUCAGUAGCUGAACUGGGUUCCACAGUGUCACGAAAAUAAAACAAAAAAAGCCGCAAAAACGCAAAAUAAAUAGCAAAAACAGACAGACACUCAAAACGGAAGCGUGGCACUCAAAUCGGAAGCGUAACACUCAAAACAGAGCACGUUUGGAUUCCGAAAAAAGUUUGCAAACUGGAACACUUCCGGGUUUGCAGUCUUUGGGUUCCCAGUAGUUUGAGUACCAAGGCAUUUGAGAACCAAAGUACCCCUGUGCAAAGAAGAAUUUACACUUCAUUUGAACAUAGGGAAAAAAUUCAUGUCUUCCCCAUUUGACUUAAAUUAUGCAUUCUGCACAGAUAUAUGAUUUCUACCUAUCUCCCCCACCCACCGCUUAAUUUUACUUAUUCAAGGUAUUUCGUCAAGCAAGAGCCAAUGCGCCUGCAAUUGUAUUCCUUGAUGAGAUCGACUCUAUCCUGGGAUCUCGGUCAGUCAGUAAAACAGGGCGUGGCGUCCAGGAGAGAGUUCUUUCUGUCCUCCUUAAUGAAUUGGAUGGCGUUGGGCUGAAGUUAACGGAGAGGAGAGGAAAUAAAGCCGAGCUGGAAAAUGACAGUCGAGAACAAACAGAAAAUGAUAGAGAGGUAUCUAAUUCUCAUGUUUUUCAUCCUUUUGCUUUUGUAGAUGAGCUCAUUUCUAUCUGCUGAAUCUGUUAUGGCAUAAACGCAGAAAGCUAGGUUGCAACAACAGACACAGGCCCCUUAUGCACUGUAGAAUUAAAGCAGUAUCAUGCCACUUUAAACAGUCAUGGCUUCCUGCAAGGAAUUCUGGGAACUGUAGUUUGUUAAGGGUCCUGAGAGUUGUUAAAGUUAAAGGGACCCCUGACCAUUAGGUCCAGCCAUGGCAAACUCUGGGGUUGCGGCGCUCAUCUCACUUUAUUGGCCGAGGGAGCCAGUGUACAGCUUUCGGGUCAUGUGGCCAGCAUGACUAAGCUGCUUCUGGCGAACCAGAGCAGCGCACGGAAACGCCGUUUACCUUCCCGCCGGAGCGGUACCUAUUUAUCUACUUGCACUUUGACGUGCUUUCGAACUGCUAGGUUGGCAGGAGCAGGGACAGAGCAACGGGAACUCACCCCGUCGCGGGGAUUUGAACUGCCGACCUUCUGAUCGGCAAGUCCUAGGCUCUGUGGUUCAACCCACAGCACCACCCGCGUCCACCUGAGAGUUGUUAGGAGACGCUUACCGUAUUUUUUGCACCAUAACACUCACUUUUUUCCUCCUAGAAAGUAAGGGGAAAUGUCUGUGCGUUUUAUGGAGCGAAUGCCUGCGGGUGGCGGGGGGGAUCUGCUGCAGUCGUGAGCAGAGGAUCCAUGGUUCCCCUUCCUUCCUUCCUCCAUGGUUACAAAGCAUGGAUCCACAUGGAUCCUCAGGAUUUUUGCAUUGGGCUACUCCAAACUCACUGUCAGAUCACAUGUCUGUGGCCACAGCAUGAACUACAAUAAUCAUAUAUCCACUAUUUUGUUUAGAAUAUUUUUUUUCUUGUUUUCCUCCUCUAAAAACUACGUGCGUGUUAUGGUCUGGUGCGUGUUAUAGAGCGAAAAAUACGGUAAUCCUCUCACAGAGAUUCCAUUCCCAGAGUGGUUUAAUAAUCAGUCCAUUUCCCCAGUGAACACCGUCAGUAGUAAGUUCUUAAGUCCAUAAUAAUAAUAAUAAUAAUUAUUAUUAUUAUUAUUUAUACCCCACCCAUCUAUUAAAUCAUUUUGAAAAUCGUUUUGUUCGGUUUUCUGCACAGUUAUCCUUGAAUGCAUUUUCCCUUAAAUUGAUAAAUACCACCACUGGCAAUGUUAGAUAUAAACAGAUAAAUAGAAGGAAGCAUGGAGAAAAUACUGCAGAUGGGUUUCUUUGAAACCUUUUCCAUAAGUUUGCUUACUUUGCAUUUUAUGUCUACAAAGGUUGUAAUGGGUAUAAGCUACAUACAACAUUGAUUAUCUCAGAUUGGGCUUUAAUUCUGAUAAAUCCUGAAUAAAGAACUAGUUGGCUUUCUUGUAAUACUGCGUAACAGGGAUGGGAAACUUAUAGCUAGUCCCAGCCAUCUUGGCCAGCUGUCAAGGGCAAUGGGAGUUGUAGUUCAACAUCAUAAGGCCACAGGAUUUCCAUCUAUGCCUCAUAGUUCUAUAACCCUGGACAAUCCCGUACAUGAAAAGAGUUAGUGAAACUUUUUGUUACCAUGAGUACAGUCUCUUUUUUUACGAAUAAUAUUUAUUAAAUUUUCCAUUUUAACAAUCCAAUAAAAGGCACAUUAAAAACAUUCCAAAUUGUAAUGCAAUCUAACAGUUCAAAUUUUAUGCGAAAUUAUAAAUCUCCAACAGUACAAUCUUAUGUAUGUCUGCACCAGGCUUCCUCAACCUCGUCCCUUCAGAUGUUUUGAGACUACAAUUCCCAUCAUACCUGACCACUGGUCCUGCUAGCUAGGGAUCAUGGGAGUUGUAGGCCCAAAACAUCUGGAGGGCCGAGGUUGAGGAAGCCUGGUCUACUCUGAAGUAUGUUCCAUUGAGUUCAGUGAGGCUUAUUCCUAGUAUUUAUUCAUAGGAUUGCAGCCUAAUUCUUUUCUUAGUUGACUUGUUGUCUAAAACAAGUAUAUGGGGUAAUUUAAAGCCACCUUUAAUUUUGGGUGAAUAAGCAGGAUAUACAGUUAAUGUGAAUUAAACGUUUUUCCCCCAAUAAUGAAUUGGGGAGGGGGAUGUUUAAAAGACCCAGAAUCCUUCCUGUUAGGGAUAAUUCAGCCUGAAAUUUCCAGGUGUCAAAAAAGGUUAUUUAUAUAUGCCACUACUGUGGCCUGUGUUUUGCUAGCGCAAAAAUGUAAAAUGAGCGAGGUCCUAACCAAAGAAGAAUGGCAACUUAAGUUGGCAGAAUAUGCACAACUUGCAGACUUAACAUACAGAAUAAGAGAACAAGAAGAACAUACGUUUAAGGAAGAUUGGAAAACGUUUAUUGAAUAUAUGGGAAAUGAUUGUGUUCAGCUGAAAAUGCUGGCAGCGUUAAGAUAAAUUCAACAGUCUAAAUAAGUUUUGAUGGAUGCAAUAAUGGAAUACUGAAUGGUAUAGUUUUUCUAAAAUAUGCAGGGAUUUAUGGUAUGUAAAAUGAACCAUGGAAAGAGAAGAAGGGAAGUCAUUGAUACCUUAAGGAGGUAAAAUGAAUAUUUUAAAUUGUAAAACAGAAAAUUUAAUAAAAAUUAGAUAGAUAGAUAGAUAGAUAGACAGACAGACAGACAGACAGACAGACAGAUAAUGUGCAAAUGCUUGUUUUUCAAGCGUUUAAUUUUUGCCAAUUUUCCAGCUGGAAUUUCAGGAGGUUUUCAACAAAGAUGUCGUUGUCGUCGCUGCAACCAACAGACCAGACAUGUUGGACGAUGCCUUGUUGCGUCCUGGACGGUUUGACAAGAUCAUCUAUAUUCCACCUCCAGAUCGGAAGGUAGGGCACAAAUCCAGAGGUGAAUUUUAAACCGCAGAGAUAGGUAAUUACGAGCAUUCCGUUUUUCACAAAGAAAGCUAUAUGAAGCCUGUUGAGAUUUGGAUUUAAACUUCCAGAUAUUUAGCAGGCAAGCCAGUGUUUAGAGCUGCUUUCAUAUUCCAUCCACUUAGAACUCAGCUUCCCAAGUUUGUGCCUUUCUAAGGAUGCAUCUGGGACACGGGUGGCGCUGUGGGUAAAACCUCAGGGCCUAGGACUUGCUGAUCGCAUGGUCGGCGGUUCGAAUCCCUGCGGCGGGGUGAGCUCCCGUCGUUCGGUCCUAGCUCCUGCCCACCUAGCAGUUCGAAAACACCCUUAAGUGCAAGUAGAUAAAUAGGGACUGCUUACUAGCGGGAAGGUAAACGGCGUUUCCGUGUGCUGCGCUGGUGCUGGCUCGCCAGCUGCAGCUUCGUCACGCUGGCCACGUGACCCGGAAGUGUCUUUGGAUGGCGCCGGCUCACGGCCUCUUGAGCGAGAUGAGCACGCAACCCUAGAGUCGGACACGACUGGCCCGUGUGGGCAGGGGUACCUUUACCUUUACCUUUAAGGAGGCAUCUGCCUUUUGUGACACACAAAAGCAGGCUGCAGUUAGCAUGCUACUUUGUAAAACAAAAACAACAAACACACAAUUAAGUGGUGCAUAAAUUUUGUGAAAUAAAUAAUAAAAUAGUAGCUGUGAGUUCCCAGUUUGACAGCCCUUUGCAAACCAUAGUUUGUAAGUUGACCUAGGUUUAGAUAUAAUGCCAGUCCAUGGUUCGGUGCCAUGUCUGAACUCAACAGUGUAUAUCAUAAUUGUUCUUUUUUUUAAAAGAACACAUGUGUUAAACCUAUUUCAGAGUAGACUGUGGACUUGUACUUUAAUGCUGCAGAACACUGGCUUUCAAACUGUGUUCCAGGGAGGUCUGGGAUUCCUUAGAAACUUUUCAGAGGUUUCAUGGUGAAAAGAUCAAUAACAGAGAAUAAAUGUCCCUUAUAGGUAGUUUGUUUGCCAUUGCUCUUUUUGCCCAGCAGUGUGCCAUUAUAAGGGAAUUUGGGAAGCUGUCUAAAAUGGGCAAAUAGUUUUAUCAGCUUUGGAAGGGUGUAUUUAUUUUAUGCCGUUCCUGAAAUCUGAUGUGUAGUGAUCCAUUAAGGAAAACAUCAUUCUGCUCUCAGCUAGCCUCCCCAACCGUCUGCCUUCUUUCUUACAAAUAUGUAACUCUGACCCUUUCUUUUCUGUUUCACAUUAGGGAAAGUUUUCUAUUUUGAAAAUCUGCACUGAAAAAAUUCCGGUUGAUCCUGAUGUUUCUCUAGAGGAUAUAGCAGCUCGUGCUAAUCUGUUCUCUGGAGCUGACCUUGAAAACCUUUGCAAGGAGGUAAGGCUUUUAAUUUUCCUAAUUAGUCCUAAUUAGUCUUGGGAGAGUUUUCUGAAAUGUUCUAAUUUUUGCUAAUUAAGGGGGAAAGGCUUCACGUAAGCUUGAGAGAGAAGUAAAAUCUCAACUUGAAGUGAAGUUUGUGUUUGUAAGGAAGAGACAAAAUCUAGCAUUGCAAAUAAUUACAUGCUAUUUGAUUGUUUUUGCCUUGGAAGAUCUCAACUGGGAAAUGCAAAUGGCUUCUUAAUUUAAUUUAGUAUCUGGUACAAAUUAAGAAUACAGUAUGUCAGCAAACUCAAAAGAGGCAGAUAUAGUGGUGAGAUCCCACUGCAUUGUAUUUGGAGUAGACCCAUUGUGUUGGACUUGUCUACAUUUUGAUUGUGUUCUUCCACCAAGAACUUCAGUGUACCUCAUGGGUCUCCUUCCCCAACGCACACUUUAUUCUCACAACAAACUUGUGGAGGUUGGGCAGUUUUGGCAUUUCAUGGCAUUGUGAAUAGCAUGAGGGUCACUGCUUUCCAUGAGGACAUACACUGGCAAUGUAUAUUGAAAUGGCUCCCAGAUCGUGCUAGUGUUCCAUUCCUAAUCUAAGAAGAUUUUACAGGAUCAUGUCAAUGGUCGUUACAGCCCCUGAUGGUAAGAUUACAUAGGUCAGGAGUGGGUAAAUGGAUUCCCCACUUUGCCACCUAUCUUACUGACAUCAGGCGACCAAUUUUCCCUUCACAGCAUGGCAAAAAAUAAAGUCAAGCAAGGCCUGGAGUUACCACCUAACCGGAGGGAUAUUCCCUCAGGCAAAUAGGUCACACUGCCAAUCCAGCAGGCUUGGAGUCAUCCCCUAUCGGCUGAUAGGCAGUAAUUUCAAACCUUCUGGACUUCUCCAUGUCCUGCUUUGGACAGAGGUCAUCUGCACUACUGAGUUCCCUGUGAACUCAGUAUCCUGCCUGAUCCCAGCAGGCUUGCUGUGACCGCCACUCCGCUGAUCCGCAGGGAAGGAAAGACUCCUUUGCCAAUGCACAUUCAGAAGCACAUUUUAAGGCUCCCAAUUGUGCAUUGGCAACGGUAGGCCUGUCUCUCCCAUGUCUGAUUUCACCCAUGGCAUCAGGUGCAGGGCAGGUGGGUGUGGUUUGGGGAAAACAGCCUCAUGGGCCAAAUCGAAACCCUAAGUAGGUCCAUGAGCUGCGGUAACUGUGCCCCUGAAGGACCAGGUAUGCAGCCUGGGAGUCAUUUUGGACUCACAGCUGUCCAUGGAGGCACAGGUCAAUUCUGUGUCCAGGGCAGCUGUCUACCAGCUCCAUCUGGUAUGCAGGCUGAGACCCUACCUGCCCGCAGACUGUCUUGCCAGAGUGGUGCAUGCUCUGGUUAUCUCCCACUUGGACUACUGCAAUGCGCUCUACGUGCAGCUACCUUUGAAGGUGACCCGGAAACUACAACUAAUCCAGAAUGCGGCAGCUAGACUGGUGACUGGGAGCGGCCGCCGGGACCUUAUAACACCAGUCCUGAAAGACCUACAUUGGCACCCAGUACGUUUCCGAGCACAAUUCAAAGUGUUGGUGCUGACCUUUAAAGCCCUAAACAGCCUCGGCCCAGUAUAACUGAAGGAGCGUCUCCACCCCCAUCAUUCAGCCCGGACGCUGAGGUCCAGCUCCGAGGGCCUUCUGGCGGUUUCUCACUGUGAGAAGUGAGGUUGCAGGGAACCAGGCAGAGGGCCUUCUCGGUAGUGGCGCCCGCCCUGUGGAACUCCCUCCCAUCAGAUGUCAAGGAAAUAAACAACUAUCUGACUUUUAGAAGACAUCUGAAGGCAGCCCUGUUUCGGGAAGUUUUUAAAGUUUGAUGUUUUAUUGUGUUUUUAAUAUUCUGUUGGGAACAGCCCAGAGUGCCAGGGGUAUAAAUAUAUUAUUAUUAUUAUUAUUAUUAUUAUUAUUAACCGCAGGUUUGUCUCUCCCUGAUUUCACCCAUGGCAUCAGGUGCAUGGGAGGUGUGUCUGGUUUGGGGAAAACAGCUUUGUAGGCCAAAUUGAAACCCUAAGUCGGUCCAUGAGCUGGAGGUAUCCCACACCUGGAGUAGAAAUAAUGGAUGGUAGUCAGUUAAGUUUUAUGCUCAGAGUCGGCGUAUGGAAAUGAUUGGCCUUUACUUAAUUCUGUUCAUUAACUAAGCUUCGUUCAUGUCGGUUUCUCCUCCUCUACCCCUUAGGCUGCUUUAUUGGCAUUGCAAGAGAACAAAGUUGAAGCAACACCUGUGAAGCAGAAACAUUUUGAAAAAUCCUUGGAGAUCGUCAAACCGUCACUAACCAACGAAGAGCUGGAAUUUUAUGAAAAAAUGUUUAGAAAUCGAGAAUGAUUCUGGAGAAAACAGUAGGGGCUUAUUAUCCACAUUGACAUAGGCAACAACUCUUGGCGAUGAAUUCAACACAUAUGUAAAGAGAACAGAGGGGAUAUGGUUGUUUAUUCAUUUAUUUAGAGUGUAAAUUUCUCCAUCGCCUCUUCAAACUUUUUCAAGGCAGCUCAUAUACAUCACAGAGGUUUCUCUUGGGAUUACAGUGAAAUUUAGAUCCUAUGGAUAGAAGUCCCUACCAGAGAAGAUUGGCUGAUAAAGAUGAUGGACUAUGCCGAAAUGGCGAAAAUGACCGGGAGAAUUAGAAACCAAGAAGACAAAAGCUUUAAUACAGAAUGGGGGAAAUGUAUAAGCCUACUUAGGAGAACACUGCAAAGAAUUAAAAACCUUGGCCGGAUUGGAAAAACACUUGUGAUUUAGUAAGAACUAGGGUAUAAUGAAGUCCGACUCACGAAGAGUCGGACAUGACUAAACGACUAAACAACAACAACAAAGGGUAUAAUGAGGAUGUUAAGGGAAAAUGGAGGAUAAUAUGAGAUGCAGGGCAAAACAGAUUAAUAAUGGAACCCAUGGAGGGAAGUUCAAGAUUUCAGGGAAUCGUAUAUACUUAACAUUUACAUACACAUUCAAGUCAUAAUCUUAAUUGUGAAACUGAAUUAAAAAAAAUAAUUAGAUCCUAUUCUGUGGGGAGAGGUUUCUUGGUGACAUUAUGGACAGCAGCUGAGCAAACUGGCGGGACCAGUUUCCUCUUGUGCAUAUAAAGAAAAUGCUGUGAGUAUAUUUUCAGAGUGGUCCCAAGAUUGUGUGUUUUUUAAUGUGCCUACCAUUUGCCUAUUCGAUCAGCUUUUCCAGUUCCAAUAAAGACUGUAGCCAUGGAGCUUAGCUUAACGCUGAAUGACUUAACGCUGAGUGGUGCCCAGAAUUUGAAGUGCUGUCAAACUGCUCUGGAAUAUUUACCACAGUGCUGUUAAAUUCUUCAUAUUUAUAAAAUGAAAAAUUCUUCCAAGAGUCAAUUACAGUCACAUUUCUGCUCUUUUUUUACAUAAAUAAUUUAAUCAUCUCAUAAUAAGGUAAAAUGUGUUUUUAUAACUGAAUAUAGCUGAUUUGUAUCGUAAUAUUCAAUAAAGGUAUUCAGUUUUGUAAUGAAGUGUGGAUAUUUCCUUUUUUCAUUCUUUCAUUGCGUAUUGGCUUUGCCACUCUGAUACGGUCCCCUAUCUUAAACCAUUAAUUAGCCUGUCCCAGCAAAGGAAGAACGGAUACGAAACUUACGGAAUAUGCAGAAAUGGUGAAACUCACUGGA